AUGGUGCCUCUGCUAGAACCGAGCCCGGUCCGAGUAAAGACGGCACCACUGGCGGCAACGAAGAUCCGGGGCGAGGGAGCGCGAGUCUUGCACUCCCGUCGGCGGAGAUGGAGGGUUCGGCGACAGGGGGGAAAUCACGGAGGCGAUCCUCGCGCCGAGCAUGCCGCAACCAAGGAGUCCGAGGAGGCAGCAACGCAACACCAUCUGACGCUGCUCCAGCCGAGCGUGGUCGAAGUUUCUGCAGCCGUGCUGGAUAAGGACAAGGUGGCACAGCACGAGUCGGUGGGGCUGGUCGGUGGCUCUCCUCCUUCUGGUGGACGGGGAAGGCGUAGGCAAAGGAAGAGCGAUGGGGAGGAGGAUGAUGACACCGCCGUGCCCGGGGACCUCACCACGCGGGCGAAGAGGCGCCAGAUGACAGGUAGUGCUGACAACGCCGGAGGCGCGGAAGUUGACACACCGCGAGGCGCCAAGGAAGCUAGUGGCAAGGCGGGCGGUCAAGCAUUGCGCCAGAAGGGCCGCCCCGCAGCAAGAAAAGCAUCUGGCGGAAGGAGAGGCAAGAAAGCAGCGACAGGAACGAGGCCGAAACGGGGCGAUGAAGACCCCGGUGAAAGUGAGGAGCACGAGCAGUUUGUUACACGGGAGGAGUUCCAGGCGCUGCGGUCUGAGAUGUACGCCAUGUUUGCACAGCUCGGCCUGCGUCGUGGAGUACCUGCCAGCUAUGCCGGCGGGUCGGCAGCCCUGCCUAUGGCUGGUACCCCGCCGCCGAUGAGCGCCGUGGACAAGGCACGAGUGCUAGUGUUGCAGGAGACAAACCCAUUCCCGGUAUGUGGCGGGCCAAAUGGGGCGGGUUGGGGUUGA
Messenger RNA from Closterium sp. NIES-65, 858 nucleotides. The record is from the annotation of a GenBank genome assembly. NCBI's taxonomy places the organism in Eukaryota, Viridiplantae, Streptophyta, Zygnematophyceae, Desmidiales, Closteriaceae.